AUGGGCAGCGGAGCAUCCCAAGAUGCUGGAAACGAUGCCGGCUCCGGGGUCUGCUGCUGCAAGGGCAGCAGCCCUCGCGGGGAGAUCUCGGAACCCGGGGUGCAGCCCAAGUCUGCCGUCGAGGUCUUGGAGCAGGGCCUGAACAUGGCCCGCCUUGGACAGGCGGCGGCCGCAGCUGGACAUACAGUGCAGAAUGCCGCGGGCGCUUUGGUGGAAGCUUUGGAGGAUGACCGGAGCUCCGAGUCCGGUGGCCAGGGCCUCUUUGAUGCACCCGCUGCCCCAGAAGGAUAUGCAGGACACAUUUGGGUACAGCUCGAGUCCUAUGCCCACCACAGCCACAUAACAGUGAAGCUUGUGGCUCUUUGCCUCGCUGUGGGGCUGAUUGCAACCUCCGUGCUCGGAAUGCUGGGGCUUUGGGAUGCCAAGUUUCAGGUCUUCGAAUACGUCCACUCUGUCUGGAACAUCGCCUUCGGAGUCUUGAUGAUUCUGAUGGAUGCCACACCCACGAUGCUCGGGAGACAGGCGAAGUGGCAGACCGAGCUUUGGAAGAAGGCCCCCAUCCUGGGAAGAGCCCGGGGUCGGGCCUUGACGCACUUCUACCUGGGGACCAUCAACUUGGCGAUGUUCACGGCCGACGAGGGCUUCAUUUGGAUCCUGAUCCACAUCUGCAUGGGCGGCUCGCUCUGUGCUUGUGGCCUCAUCAUGCUCUUCCACCACCACUGCUACCAGUGCCGGAGACAACGCCACACCAACGCAUCCGUCAAUGGGGCCGCCGCUGCCCAAAAUGCACACCGAGCGCUCGAGAUCUUGAAGGAGGAGGCGGUGGAGGUUCGUGCUUACAUUGCGGCCAACCACUGCAGCGUUCGCAUCUUUUGUUUCUUGGUCGCCCUGGCGCUCGUGGCUUCGUCUGUGCUGGGCAUGAUCAACAUCUUCAAUUUGGUCUUCAGCCCCUUUCAAUAUCUCAUUGGAGUGUACAACUUCUUCUUUGCGCUGGCCAUGGUUGUGCUUGAUGGGGAGUCCUCGUGGUUUCGAAACUGCUGCGACUGCCGAUCCAGGAUUCUUCACUGCCUUCCUUUUCUGGCCACACAGCCUGGCCGCGCGCUGCUGCACUUUUAUGUUGGUACGAUCAACAUCGCCAUGCUGCCUGGAGGGUUCUUGGACAUCGUUUUCGUUGCUGUGGGCGGCUCUCUGAUUCUUUGCUCAUUCCUCAUGCUUCUUCAUCACAACUAUUGUCUCAAGGUGCCCGAGUGGCCGUUUGGCCACUCGCGCACUUAA
Molecule: messenger RNA, 1275 nt
Organism: Symbiodinium necroappetens
Lineage: Eukaryota; Dinophyceae; Suessiales; Symbiodiniaceae
Source: the annotation of a GenBank genome assembly